GCGAGCAGCAGCAUGCUCUAACAGAGAGAGAGACUUUACUUACUGACAGCAGCGCAGCAGGAAAGACGGAAAAAAAAAAAAAAAUACCAGCAAUGAAACUCGCAUCAGGAGCUGAGCAGAAAUGCGCGCUGUGGUGAGAGUGUGUUUGUCCCAGAAUGAGCCGCCGACCUCCGGAGCCUGCAGGACGGAGAGCAGGAGGCAUGAAGGCAGCCUGCUGGAUCCUGACUGUGAGCGCUCUGAUCAGCACUCACACUGCUGCAGGAUCCCCGCUGCUCCUGGACCCUGAGGUUUUUCUGGAAAAGUAUGGCUACCUUCAUCAGGACAACCACAUCCACAAUGAAGUUGAGGUGCAGUCAGCUGUCCGGGAGUUCCAAUGGCUUUCCCGCCUUCCUGUCACCGGUGAACUUGACAGUGCCACCCUGAGGCAGAUGGCAGAGCCGCGCUGUGGGGUGACAGAUGAGGGCAGCCAGCAGAUCUGGGCUCAGAGGGUCAACACCGUCUUCACUGGAGGUGGUGUUGGUGCUGCAGGGCGAGAGCAGCACCGAAGGAAACGAUCUGCAGGUAAGCCGUCGGGCGAUCGUCCUGUGAGGCUUCCAGGUCAGGUUUUGCAUGCGGCGCUGCAGGAGUGGGAGUUCAACGAGAUCGACAACGGGCAUCAGAACACGGGCCAGCCUCUCUACUGCCAGGGAGUCUUUGAUGCCAUCACUAUGGACCAGAAUCAGACGGUGCUGGUGUUUCGGGGCAGUGUGUACUGGACAGUAUCAGCUGAUGGCGUCGUGAGCGGCCCGCUGCCUCUCCGUCAGCGCUGGUCUGAUCUGCCUCUGGCCAUCGAGGCUGCUGCUUUCUCCCCGCUCGACUCCAAGUGGUAUUUCUUCAAAGGGAAGCGGAUGUGGCGUUACACCGGCAGCGCGCUGGACCGAGGCUUCCCCAGAAAGAGCAGUGAACUGGGUCUGCCUCGCCACCCUGACUGCGCCUUCUAUUACGCCCCUCUGGGUCACAUGGUCCUCUUUAAGGGCUCCCGCUACUACGUCCUCAACCUCAAAACUCUGCACCAAGAGCCCUACUACCCCCGCCGGCUGACAGAUUGGACUGGGGUGCCAGAGGGGACCAACGGGGCGCUGACCCGUCCAGACGGCCGCCUCUACCUGUUCAGAGAGCAGCAGUUCUGGAGGUUUGACACGGUGAAGGUGCGAGUCACCAGAGAGGGCCAGUGGGCCAAAGAUCUGAGCUGGACUGGCUGCAGCAACACUCGUCAGAACAAUAACAUCCUUUGACCAGCAGAGGGUGCUGUAAGCUUUAAAGUGCAAUGUGUUGAUGGGUGCUGAG
Messenger RNA from Scomber japonicus (chub mackerel), 1326 nucleotides. It is a transcript of the gene mmp28, whose product is annotated as matrix metallopeptidase 28. Gene Ontology annotation, molecular function: metalloendopeptidase activity; zinc ion binding. The transcript is spliced from 6 exons. Gene Ontology annotation, biological process: collagen catabolic process; extracellular matrix organization; proteolysis. NCBI's taxonomy places the organism in Eukaryota, Metazoa, Chordata, Actinopteri, Scombriformes, Scombridae. The record is from RefSeq and is a predicted model, not a curated record. The coding region runs from base 156 to 1274 and encodes 372 amino acids.